GGCCAGGGUUGUGCGACCUCGAAGCCUUCAAGAGUGCGAUAACCACAGCAGAAGGAUAAGGAUCGAGAGGCGUUGUAUUCCCAAAUUCAUUCGUCCCCACGCUUCCCAAUCUCUCCAAACCAAACUCUGUCUCUUUAUAUCGUCACUCUCGCAUCACCAUCGCCUUCUCGCUUCUUCUCAACCGACCCCAGCCUUGGCCUCCUUUCCUCUCCCUCUCACAUAGUUGGUUGGAGAUCGGGCCUCAAAGAAUGGAGCGCAGCGCCGAGGCUUCCCGACGUAUUGCGAGGAUCACUUCUCACCUCCAGCCUCCCGAUUCCCAGAUGGAGGACACCUCCUUGCUGGGGCGUGAGAAUUGCCGUUCUAAGGGAGGGGCACCUGGAUUUAAGGUGGCAAUAUUGGGUGCUUCUGGCGGGAUAGGUCAGCCUCUUGCACUGCUGAUGAAGAUGAAUCCUCUGGUGUCGGUCCUGCAUCUCUAUGAUGUUGUCAACACACCUGGUGUCACUGCAGACAUCAGUCAUAUGGACACUGGCGCUGUGGUACGUGGCUUUUUGGGUCAACCCCAACUGGAAAGUGCACUUACAGGAAUGGACCUUGUCAUCAUUCCGGCUGGUGUCCCCAGAAAGCCAGGAAUGACAAGAGAUGAUUUGUUUAAGAUCAAUGCAGGAAUUGUGCGGACACUUUGUGAAGGAAUUGCCAAAUGCUGCCCUAAUGCAAUUGUGAAUUUGAUCAGCAAUCCAGUAAACUCUACUGUUCCUAUUGCAGCAGAGGUUUUUAAGCAAGCUGGAACCUAUGAUCCCAAGCGUCUUUUGGGAGUGACAACUCUUGAUGUAGUGAGAGCCAAUACGUUUGUGGCAGAAGUACUGGGAAUUGACCCCAGGGAGGUUAAUGUUCCUGUGGUUGGUGGCCAUGCAGGUGUUACAAUAUUACCUCUCCUCUCACAGGUUAAUCCUCCAUGUUCCUUCACCACAGAAGAAAUUAGAUAUCUGACUGAUCGCAUUCAGAAUGGGGGAACAGAAGUAGUUGAGGCAAAGGCUGGAGCAGGCUCUGCAACCUUGUCAAUGGCAUAUGCUGCUGCUAAAUUUGCUGAUGCUUGCUUGCAUGGAUUGCGAGGUGAUGCUGGUAUUGUGGAAUGCUCAUUUGUUGCUUCUCAGGUAACAGAGCUACCCUUCUUUGCAACAAAAGUGAGGUUAGGUCGUCGUGGAGUUGAGGAGAUCUUCCCCCUGGGACCAUUAAACGAGUUUGAAAGGGCUGGCUUGGAGAAGGCAAAAAAAGAGUUGGCAGGAAGCAUCCACAAGGGUGUUUGUUUCAUUAAGAAGUGAUAGAAGGGUUGAAAUAUAUCCUAAAAGUUAUUUUACCAAAAAAAAAAAAAAAUCCUAAAAGUUAUGUAUACCUGCAUGUCCACUGUGGAGAAAUAACUUUUCUAGUGUCAUGAUGCUGCUACUUGAUAUAAUAGUGCAAGCAAUCACUUACAAGUUCACAUGGAACUCAAAAUAGGUUACAUUUUGGAGAGGAGAUAGGUUUGCUACUAUGUGCACUGUUUCCAUGUGAACUCUGAUGUGAAAUGAAUGCAGAGGCUUGUACAGUGUAAAUCCGAAGAGAGACAAGAAGUUUGUCUUGUUGUAGUA
Phoenix dactylifera (date palm) is the source of this 1625-nucleotide messenger RNA. RefSeq names its product malate dehydrogenase, glyoxysomal. Gene Ontology annotation, cellular component: chloroplast; cytoplasm. Gene Ontology annotation, molecular function: L-malate dehydrogenase (NAD+) activity. NCBI's taxonomy places the organism in Eukaryota, Viridiplantae, Streptophyta, Magnoliopsida, Arecales, Arecaceae. The record is from RefSeq and is a predicted model, not a curated record. Gene Ontology annotation, biological process: tricarboxylic acid cycle; malate metabolic process.